AUGGAAAAGAAGUUUGCAUAUGAUGAAGCAACAGUUUUUGAAGACACUUUCAUGACAUGGGCUUACCAGCCAAUUAAGUUUUGGAGCAAAAACCCCCCAAGUCCUUCAAACGUUAUAAAAAUACCUUCGAGGCUUAAAUUUGAGACCUCAAUAGAAAAAUUAGAAUCUGAAUGGGGAAAAGAAAUAAAAUUAAAGCAUCCUUCCUUUUAUAAAGCUUUAUGAAGAGCUGUAGGAUGAGACUACUUAAGAUAUUGCCUUGUAGGUAUUGUUGGGUUUAACCUAGGACUUGUUCAGGCAGUUAUCCUAAUAUGCUUGGUAGACUAUAUCAAUGACGAUGGUGCCAGUGUAUGAGAUGGGCUUAUUUUUGCCUCCUUAUUUGCAAUCACAACUUUUUUUUCCUUCUACAUUUUUCACUGGGCUCAUUUCAAAGUCCGCCUGCUUAUUUCUCGAGUCAAAGCUAUUGUCCCAUAUAUAAUUUACAAAAAAGUCUUAAAGACCUCUUUUUCAGAAAUUUCUCAAGGAGACUAUAAAGGCACUGUUCCAAGUUUGAUAGCUGCUGAGCUGGAAUUUUUGCAUGGGCUUGUGCCAACUAUGAUGAUAUUAGCAGCGCCUGUAUUUUUUAUUGGAUCUUUUUUAAUUAUUUGGUUUCUGAUAGGAUGGACCGGUAUUUUAGGCUUGGUAAUAGCGAUUAUACACUCUCCGAUUCUUUUAUUAAAUUCAAGAAGGACUGAAAAAUAUCGAGGUCGAGUUGCGGCACAUACUGAUAGGAGGCUAAAAAUGAUUGCAAAUUUGAUUGAAGGGAUAAGGGCUGUCAAACUAUAUGGGAUGGAAGAUCAAUACUUGAAGAUUAUAUAUGAUGAAAGAAGAGGGGAAACUCAAGAGAAGUUCAAUAUGUAUGGUGUCUAUGCAACGAUUGUUACAAUUGCAGCUACUGGGAUUGCUUUAACACUUUUAGUGACUUUUUCGUCAUAUGUAUACACUGGAAAUAAACUUGAGACUGAAAAACUUUUUUGUGUUGUCACGAUUUUACUUUUAAAUUGCUUUUUAUCAUGUAUGCAUUAAAAUUAAAGGUGAGGCAACUUCCUUCUGCAGCUGGGAAACCUACACCCAUGGAAAACAGGGGAGUGUUCGGAGAUGUGCAUCAGGGGAGAUUUGCUGGGUUUGCUUGAGUGGAAUCUUGGAUUUAGCCCAUGCUCACUUCCAGUUCAGGAUUUUCAUUAAAAAAGGUGAACUGCCAGAGCUAGAAUAGCGAGGGCCCAGCAAAACCAUGAAGGGUAACACUCUGCCUGUCAGGAAUUUCUCUAGCGCGAUUCCAGGCACUGAUUCCUGGUUUGAUUUUCAUCUGGUAGGCAACUUGAUCAGAAAAUUCGGAUUUUCUGGAUGAGCAACCCUUGUUUGAAGGGCAGGCACUAUAGUCCACUACACUCCAAUAGUAUGCAAGCCCAUUUCUGGAGAGAGCGAGUUAAAAGCAGACAGCAUAAGUAAGAGUAGAGAAGAACAGCAACUAGGUAUCAGAGGAGUUCCUCAAUUAUCUUAGCAAAGAGCUAAGAAGCAUUUUAUCAUGCAAAAUGAGUGAUUUGUCGUUUUUUACAUUAAUUAUGAUAAAAUCCACCAUGGAAAGAAUCACCAAAAUUAUGCUCUUAAGUGAAAAAAUGUAUUAUGAUAAUUCUGAUGAUAGUAAAGACUUGGCGAUCUCAGCAGAAAAUGCAACAUUUUCCUAUUCAAAUAAAUCUCCAAAAAAUGAGGAAUCAGAAAAUUCAUCUAAAAGUUUGCUAAAAGACGAAAAAACUGAUGAUAUUGCUAUAAGCAGCCUGAAUUUUUCAUUAAAACAAGGAGAGUUUAUGAUCGUUAUAGGGCCUAUAGGAAGCGGAAAAAGUAGCCUUUUGCUGGGACUAUUACACGAAAUCUAUCCUUUGAACGGGAUUGUCAACUACAAAGGAAAUUUUUCUUAUACAGGUCAAAAUCCUUGAAUCAUAUCAGGCUCAAUAAAGCAAAAUAUUUUGAUGGACAACGAAUAUAAAGAAGAAGUUUACAAUGAAGCUGUAAAAGCUUGUGGACUUGACAUGGAUUUAUCACAGCUGCCAUCAGGCGAUGAAACCCUUAUAGGUGAUAAUGGAGCUACUCUAAGUGGAGGCCAAAAAGCAAGAAUUAGCUUGGCAAGAGCUGUAUAUGCUAAUAAAGACAUUAUUUUGCUUGAUGAUCCUCUAAGUGCUGUAGAUACACAAGUUGGCUCUCAUAUAUUCAAUCAAUGCAUUAAAACCUUUUUAAAAGGAAAAACCGUCAUAUUGGUAACUCACCAAGUUCACACAAUUUCUCAAGCUGAUAAAAUUCUAGUCCUAAACCAAGGGAAACAAUUGUUUUUCGGGGCAUGUGAAGAGCUCAACAGUAGAGAAGAUUUGCAUUUUAUUAUAGAUGAGCUUAAACAGAAAGAUGAAAAAGAACAAGACUCGAGAAAAAUGGGGGUAGAUGAGAUAAAAAGCACAGAAAAAGGAGAAAAAGCAAUAGUGCUGCAAGGAGAUGAAAAAGCGCUAGAAGAUGUCACGUUUGCGACUUAUUAUAAGUUUUUGAAAUUUGGAUUUACAUCGAUGUGGAGCUUUGGGCUGCUAGCGGCUAUUGUGGUUCUUACACAAGCUGUUUGCUCAGCUCCAGUGCUAUGGCUUGUGAUAUGGACUAAAGAGUCAGACGAUGAUCAAGAUGAAAUGAUAAAUUUGUGGAUUUUUUGUGCUAUUGUUUUUACGGUAUAUGCAAAUGCAUUGAAUUUAGUUCAAGCUAUUAUUUAGAAACAAAUUGACAUUAGAUGAUUUUAAGGAAAUUUAUAUAUAGACAGGUUUUUUUAAUAAUAAGAGUAUAUAUCUUUUUAUAUAUAUCAGAUAUUGGGUAUUAGUUUAUGGGAUUACGAAAGGAGGAGAGAAACUUCACAAUAAAGCUCUAGAAGGAAUUGCCAAGACUGAAUCAGUCUAUUUCGAUAAAAAUCCGUCGGGAAGAAUGCUAAAUCGCUUUUCUAAAGAUACAUUUCUGAUGGACGAAUGUUUUUCUUUUUUCUUCCCAACAUUCUUAUUCGACUCAAUUGAUUUUAUAUCUGUUUUAGUCAUAAUAAGUAUCUUUAUACUUCCAGAUAUAGGGCUCGUUUUAUUGUAUAUAUGAUACGUAAUAUGACUUUCUAAAAAGCUUGUUCCUAUUACUAAAGCACUUAUUCUUCCUUAAAAAACAAAAAAUAAAUAUUUUUUUAAUUUUCGAAAAAAUCUUGUAAAGAUUAUUUUUUAUCAGAGAAAUUUAGAGAAAUUGAGCUAGCUUCAAAAAGCCCUAUUCUAACGAUGGCAUAUGCUACCUUAUAUGGAAUUGUAACAAUAAGGUCCCUAAGUCUUCAAAAGAAAUUUACUUCUGAUAUGAAAGCUGCUAUUGAAUACAAUCUUAGAUGUAAUAUCAGCGUCGAGCUUAUAGUAAGGUUCUAUACAAUACACGUGGCUCUUGGUGCUGCUCUCAUCUGCGUCCUUAAUGGAUUUGUUAUAGUCCUAUACAAAGAUUAUGUUGACGAAAGCUUAGCUGCAAUGUGCAUUUGCUUACUAAUUGCCUGGGUCAUCUAUUGUUUUUGGUCAGAAUGCCUUAUCGAAUCAAACAAUUUGAUGGCUUCUCCUCAAAGACUUAUGGAGUAUGCAGAGCUACCUCCUGAAGGGGAGUUUGAAAAUGAUGUGCCUUUUACAAUAAGUAAAGGAAAAAUCGAAAUAAAAGAUUUAUCUAUGAAAUACCAAGAAAAUUUGCCCUAUUCCUUGCACGAUUUGAAUAUUUUAAUAAAUCCGGGCCAAAAAGUUGGAAUUAUUGGGAGGACAGGCUCAGGAAAAACUUCAAUCAUGCAAGUUCUUUUUAGGCUUGUAAACCCAUCUGUUGGCACCAUUUUUAUUGAUGAUCAAGACUACCGAAACGUCAGUCUCCACAAUUUACGCCGCAAAAUGUCUGUGAUCCCUCAAUUUCCUGUCAUUUUUAUAUCAAGCUUUCGAGACAACAUCGACCCCUUCCAUGAGCACUCAGACCAAGAAGUUUUAAAAGCCUGUAAAAGGGCACAUUUGUCUAAGCUUAUAGCUUCUUUGCCUAAUGGUCUCAAUACUAUUUUUACAGGUGAUAACGUAAGUCUCUCUGAAGGAGAAAAACAAUUAGUAUGUCUUGCAAGGGUUUUUAUUAGAAAUAAUAAAAUUGUGGUGAUGGAUGAAGCUACCUCAAACGUUGACCAUAAAACUGAUAAAAUUAUCCAUAAUAAAAUAAACAACAAGUUUAAAGACUGCACUUUGCUCAUUAUUGCACACAGACUUACUGCCCCCACUCCGUGAGCGAACAAAAUUUUUUUGUUCACUAGGGUUUAUUUGUUUUAAUAAAUUUAUAUAUGAAUUUUAUAUAAUAAUUUUUUUUUUUUCAAAAUUUAAAAAAAUUCUAAAUUGGAAAAUUGGAAAGCAAAUAUUAAUUCAAUUUGUAAGAUUUAUGUUUAAAAUGCAAACUGUUUAAAAUUAAUCAGAAUUAACUAUUAAAAAUAUUUUUGCAGUUUGCAGUUUUUGGUCGAAAAAUAGGGAUUUUCCAAUGUUUUGUUCGCUCACCGAAGGGGGAGUUAGGACAAUUGUUGAUAGCGAUAUGAUUAUUGUAAUGGAAGAAGGGACUUGCAAAGAGAUUGGCUCCCCCAAAGAGCUGGCAGAAAAAGAAGAUUCAUUAUUUAGGAAUUUUAUUAUGCAUACAGGGCGAGAAGAAUCACAAUACUUGUUUAGAAAAUUAAAUGUUUAA
This is a messenger RNA of Blepharisma stoltei, 4764 nucleotides long. Lineage: Eukaryota; Ciliophora; Heterotrichea; Heterotrichida; Blepharismidae. The record is from the annotation of a GenBank genome assembly.